AUGAUGUUCCUCGUGCUAGUGACAGUUCUCUCCGGCCUGGUGGUGCGAUGUCUUUCUCAGAACUCCUGUGGAACAGAUCAAAAUCCAUACUGCGCAGGCAACAGUAUAUUUGAGCAAUUAUGCUGUCCUUAUCCCAACGUCUGUUACUGGCAAAACCGGGAUGGCACGCCGGGCUGCUGUCCAGCAGGCCAAGUUUGUGAUGGAUCUUCACCUUACUCUCCAUCGACACCGGCUCCGACGCCAACUAUCAGGACGACGACAAUUCAACCCUCAACGAUUACUAUAACGCCGACUCCGACUCCAACUCCGACCACCAAUGCAGGUGGCGGAGGCAUUAUCAUUAUCAGCACCGUCCCGAACGGCCCGAGCAUUAUUACUGUGACGUCGCAACCGAGCAUCAGCGUGACCACUAUCACGACGCAGAAUCCUUGUGGUGGAGCUGUUUGCUCAACCAUAACGUCGGCUGGCGGCGGCGUGUACUCGACUGUGACGUCCGUGGUGGGCGGUGGGCUUUCAACCGUAACCUCUGGCGCUGCCAGUGUCUUUUCGAGCGUGUCCGGCGUCUUGGUUGGCCAACCCUCGGCCGCAUCAAGCUCGGCAAUUGCCUCGAUUGUGAUGGUCGUACUGGCAAUGUCGAUUGCGGUGGUGUGGAGUACUUUUGGUUGA
Molecule: messenger RNA, 666 nt
Organism: Cladophialophora carrionii CBS 160.54
Lineage: Eukaryota; Fungi; Ascomycota; Eurotiomycetes; Chaetothyriales; Herpotrichiellaceae
Exons: 1
Coding region: 1-666 (221 amino acids)
Source: RefSeq, a predicted model, not a curated record